AUGUCAGGGGUCCAAGUCGAUGCUAAAAUCAACGGUUUGUUUAAUGACAUGAAGAUGAGAAGCAAACACAAGUUUGCAUUCUUCAAAAUUGAAGGAAAGAAGAAAAUUGUUUCUGACGUGUGUGGUGAUCCAUGCAAAACAGAAACAAAAGAAGAAGAUGAAGCACAGUUUAAUAGAAUGAAGGAGCAACUCAGCAAUGAACCACGAUAUAUCUUGUAUGAUUUUGGAUUUAUGAAGAAGGAUGGCAGGAAAGUUAAUAAGUUGGCAUUCAUCUUUUGGUGAGUGAGGCUGUCUUUGUAUUUUUAUUAACUGGUGACCGGGCAUAAAAUUUUCCUUUAGUUUCAAGACAUUUUAGGCUGGAUUUUAGUGCAUGUAGCGCGACAGAGUCAAAGUUGUAAGAACAUUUUAUUUCAUUAACCUGGUGAAAAUCAAAGACUUGAUUUGAGUCGUAUAGUAAGCGGAGUUAUAAGUACAACAGAAUCGAUAGCCUGCGUGUCAGGCGUUUGAAAAGAAAUGGGAAGGGGAUUCCGGGCGCUCGAGAAGCGCGAAAGGCGCGCGAGUGGAGUAUAUGGUCUUUUUCGUUUUUCACAUCUACCAGAGAGAUGUAAAAGUAAUGAUUUAGUACCUUAAUUGAUGAUACCUUAUUUUGAUUGGUUGAAGUCAACAUCACGCUAUUUGGGACUUCUUACUGGUGAUAAAACCGCUCUAAGCUUACUUUUAUCGCGGCCUUCUUAAAGAUCGUUAAACUCGUUUCAUAAACUCGGCACGCGUCGUUGCAAAUUUCCUACUUCAGUUUAGCUACAAACAGCAUCAAACCCGAGCCACUUUGGUGGAAGAUGAGUGCUCUCUCCACGGCGCCUUCCUUGUUCCCUGAAUUGAUGUAUGAUUAAUCAAAGUGCAAUCAUCAAGAGAUUAUUAAAUAAAAAAAAGUAGCCAGUUCCAUGCUCUCAGAUAGUACGGAUGACGCGUAAAUGUAAGGCACGCGAAAAUAUAAACGCGCGAUCUGGGAAAAAUGGGCGGCCCCGCCCUUCCUCUCCCAAGUCUCCUCCCGUCAGUUUAUUUUUUUGUUUGCGCUUUCUCCAUUUCGCUGACCCGACUAUCUCGGAGCCUUGAACGGGCUGACAAAAACGGUCUUUAGGUUUAGUUUGCGUGAUAAAGUACACCUUUAUUGCCUGGUUCUCAUUUCUACUUAGAGACUGUUCACAUGAGGUGAACCAGCUUGGUUAGCAAGACUGGCCUGCUUUACCGGGCUGGUUCAGCUCGUACCUUGUUUUGUUUUGUUCCUUCGAGGAACCAAGAUCUCGACAAGCGGGGCCGAGUCAGCCCGGUUAACUGAGCUGGCUCAUCUCAUCUCCCUCUUUUGUUUCAGGUGUGACGAAAAUGCAAAGAUUGGAGACAAAAUGAUAUACGCAUCUUCAAAAGACACCAUCAAAAAGUGCUUCACUGGUUUAUCACUGGAAUUCCAAGCAAACGAUGGGGGUGACUUGGAUUACACAACUUUAAGAGAGGAAGUGGAAACUAGAAACGCUUAG
Messenger RNA from Porites lobata, 1532 nucleotides. Lineage: Eukaryota; Metazoa; Cnidaria; Anthozoa; Scleractinia; Poritidae. The record is from the annotation of a GenBank genome assembly.